Messenger RNA from Plutella xylostella (diamondback moth), 3136 nucleotides. Its product is annotated as solute carrier family 66 member 3. NCBI's taxonomy places the organism in Eukaryota, Metazoa, Arthropoda, Insecta, Lepidoptera, Plutellidae. The record is from RefSeq and is a predicted model, not a curated record.
CGCCCGCCCUCCGUCUCCGUCACCCGUCAGCCGUCAGCCACCAACGUCAGUCGGUCGGUUUUCAUUUCAAUUUCAGUGAAAAUUUUCAAACAGAAAUCAUAAACCCAAGCAUAUGGUCGGUUAUUUCCCCUUUUCAUACUUAAAAUUCUAAUCAUUGCUCCUUGUGUUCAAGUUUCUUAAAAAAUACCUACACAAGUAUUGUGCAUUCAGAUAAAAACCGGCUUCAUCAUUACGGAUAAUACAACAGAGAUGGCGGAGGCGGCGGUGAUCGACGAGUCCGGCUGGCUGCACAUGGUCGCCAACGCGCUCAGCGUGCUCACCAUCGGGUCCUGCCUGUUCCUCAAGGUGCCGCAGAUCCUGCAGGUGCAGGAGAGGAAGUCGGCCAGGGGCAUCUACAUCCAGGCUAUGCUCAUGGAGAUAUUUGGCUUCACCAUAAUGACUCUGUACAACUACGUGAACCACUACAGCAUCCUGACGUACCUGGAGUACCCCAUCAUCCUGAUCCAAGUUUACGUGCUUCUGUACCUAGUGCUCAAGUAUAGGAACCUUCUGGAAAACGCCGUCGUCCCCGCCGCGGUCUGCAUCUACAGCCUCGUGGUGACACUCUUUGCCAUCGAGAUACUCCCCAAGGCCAUCCUGACUUUCAUCGUGCCUGCUGUUACCCUGUUCCAUGGAGUACGUCCUAUCAGGCGGGGCGGGCGUAUUAUCCUGGGAAGGGGACCAUUCAGCCGAAUUGGCGAAAUACCGAUCUGUACGCCCCUCAGCGGAUUCGCCAAAGUGACCUACAUGUACGGAAUCAUCCAGACUGGCAACGCCGAGGCCGUGUCCCUCACUACUUGGAGCAUCUCGAUCGCUACUAAUGCAGUGCGCAUCUUCACCGUGUGGGUGGACUCCGGCGACAGCAACCUGAUGACCAACUUCGUAAUCUCGACCCUGCUCUCGACCGGCGUGCUGGUGACCGCCAUGAUCUACCAGAUGAAGACCCGCGCCAAGAAGGAACACCUGGCCCAGAUGCGCAAGCUGGAGCUGCUGGAGAGGAAGAAGGCCCGAGAACAGAAGUGCAUCUGCCCCAACGAAGACUGCUCCUGCAAACGGCGACUGCUCUUCUAAACUGACUCCGGAUCUCGAUCUCAAAAGCUUUGAAACGCUACCAUACCGGUAACAGUAUACAUUAUUUCCUUUAUGAUAUUAUUAUUGAUAUUCCAUUUAAUGCGACUUUGGCUAUGACCUUCGAUGAUUAGUUGUAGUUAAAUGUCUGUUGAUUAUAAAGAUAAUUAAAGAAUUGAAUUAAAAUUAAAAUAAAGAAUCUCAGUCCUGGCAGUGACCAAUAGUUGAACACAUGAUUGCGAGUACCAAUGAGUACUACAUAAUAUAAUUUACGGCCUCAGAAUAUUAUAUAAUCUCGAUAUUAUAAUCAUUGCUGAAAUAUUGAUUCAAAAUUAAUGUCUAUUGACUAAUUAAAUUAAUAAGUUUUUGCUGUUUAAAUCAUACGUUCUACUACAUAUAGCAGCAGUUUGUGCCAUUAACACGAGGCUUUUAUUUGAAAUAGUCGGAUUGUAUGUGAUUCAACAUUCUAGUAUAAUUGUUUGUUUGCUCUGUUUACACUUUUCACUUCAGCAAACUAUUGCUAUAAGACUACUAGAGUGCAAUCAAGGAAUGUUUUUUAACUUAUAACAUUAAUAUAGUAAUUUUAUGAAUAGUUCACUAUUGCAAUGUUACAGUACAAUAGCUAAAUAUAACUAAAUGUUUAAUGUAACUCUUUCAUUCCCAGUAGUUUAAAUCAGAGUUGGGAUGAAUUUUAAAUUUCAAUUUAACAUGAUAAAUUUCAAGAAUUCUUAGAAAAAUAAUUGUUGUUAUUAAAUUUAGGUGUUAUCUUCCUAUAAGACAUUGAACUGUUUAAGUUUAUUGUUUGCAAAGCAUUUAUUAUAUUGAAUACUAUGAUUACUUGCUCAGAAUAUUUAAUGAUAAUUUCUCGGUAUACAAAAUGAGUGAUUUACUAUGUUACGUUUUUAAAUUCAAUAUUCACUUGUGAAAUGAGUUAUUUUGUACUUUAAUUUGGGAUCGAAUUAAAUGAAAAAAAGUGAAAUCAUUUAAAUUCAAUACAUUUAUUUUCAAAUUCACUAUGGGAAUUUGGUUGAAUCAACAUUUGUUUAAAUGAAAAAAAAAUGAAUGAUGAAAGAUUUUUAUAAAAAUAUUAGUAAAAGCUCUAAGGUUUAUAAAACCUAAAGUUUGGGUAGAUAUCGUUUAAUAUUGUUUGGUCCCUGGUUAUGAAAUGCUAUAGUGACAUUGAAGGCAAACAUACUCUAAUUUUAGCAAUGCCAAACGACACAAACCUAAAAUUAUAUAAACUCAACAUAAUGGUUUUAUUAAAUUACAAUUUUUCCCUAAUGCGAAAAAACAUGUAUUAAAACAAGCAGUAAAUAUAAUCAUGGAUCAACCAAUGUACCGAAAGAUAUGAUUUGACUAAGGUAUAUUAAAAUAUUAUAUUUAUUACUAUGAUUCUUGAUUACUUAUGAACAUUAUUUUCAUUAGCAUUAUACAAUUAAAAACAGACAGUAACAAAUAUUUGUGUGAAAUUAAUAUCGUAUGAGUAACUAGAUAAUUUUGACUCUCACGCCAGAUUUCGAAUAUGAAAAUAAAUAAAUGUGGUGGAUAUUAUAUCUAUAUGCAUUAUUAUAUUUAUAAUUUAAUCUAUCUUGAUCAAAUCAGUCGGUUAUGAUAUUAUUUACAACAAUGAAGAGUGAGUAGCCACGGCGAAGCCAUGAUAGGAUAGAAGGGUAAAUUUACACUUUAAUCUUUUAUGUUAUUUUUAAAAUAUACUAUUCUUACCUAUUUCUUUAUAAUUACAUACCUAGUAACUAUUGAUGCUGCGAUGGGAAGAAAAAUUCUACUAGUCUUUUCAUAAAGUACAUAACAUACCACCUAACAAUGUGUGUAGGUGCAGGAAUCUAGUUAUGUAAGAGAAUUUUAACUUGUCAUUUUAUGUCGUAGUAGAUCUAGUGAGUAGUUGUUUAAAAAUAUUGAUCAUUAUAAUUAGAUGUAAUCAACUAAUUAUUCACUUACUAGUCCAAAUUGUUUUGUUUUUAAGUUUAUUAUUGUUGUGCCAAUUAUGUAAUCAAUAAACAUUUAUUGAUUA